Polychytrium aggregatum is the source of this 2478-nucleotide messenger RNA. RefSeq names its product WD40-repeat-containing domain protein. The record is from RefSeq and is a predicted model, not a curated record. The transcript is spliced from 10 exons. Gene Ontology annotation, biological process: microtubule nucleation; mitotic cell cycle. Bases 73 to 2331 code for a protein of 752 amino acids. Gene Ontology annotation, molecular function: gamma-tubulin binding. Gene Ontology annotation, cellular component: pericentriolar material; ciliary basal body; centriole. NCBI's taxonomy places the organism in Eukaryota, Fungi, Chytridiomycota, Chytridiomycetes, Polychytriales.
AUCGUCUCCUGUCCAUCGCCUCCACCAAGCCGGGCGUCUCCAGAGCAGAACCUCCCCGCCCCAGUCCCAGCCAUGGAUGUCCAGCACGACCCGUCGCCGCACCAUGUCCUGGCCUCUGCGGCCGCAAAGUCCGUGUCGCUCUGGAAGCUCAAGACCGAGUAUUCCGAUGCCGAGGUCCCGUACUCGCGGAUCCACCCGAAUCUCUGCGGUAGCACCACCCCGGGGCAAAUCAACGCCAUGGCCUUCUCGAGCGAUCUCGGUCUUCUCGCAACCGCCUCCUCCAACAACACCAUGUCGAUCUACGAUGUCACCCGCAGCCAGCUCUUGCGGGUGAUCGAGGGCCCCACUCCCAGAUCCAGCACUCAAGUGCCAGAAAUCAAGGCUCUCGCCUUUGCCUCGCAGCCCGAGCACUCCUCGCGGCUGCUCUUCUUUGGUGGCUCCACCCGGACCGUCCACUGCUACGAUCUGAAGGAGAACCAUGUGCUGAAACACUCGUUCUCGGGCACGAUGAAGGGCUCUGUCGAGUGCAUAGCCGUCAGUGCAGACGAUACCAAGAUCACCUGUGGUGGCGAACACGGCCAAGUCUGGAUACACUCAACAAGGUCCAUGAACGGCGCAGAGCUGGAGACCAAGUUCAAGCAGACUGUCAACGACAUUGCCUUCUAUCCCUUCCGAAAAUCCAUCGUCACGGCAGCUGGUGACGACGGCAUCGUGUCUGUCUGGGACAUCAACCAUUCCAAAGCCCCGCUCGAUCGCAAGAUUGAUCCGCACAACGGUCCCAUCCGGGCCAUCGCCUUCUCUCCAGUCAACAAGAUGAUGUUUGUUACCGUAGGCAUGGACAAGAAAAUCAAGAUGAGCGAUUUCCUGGCAAAGAGUGGCGCGCCUCCUGUUGUCGAGUAUCAGGCAGAAAGUGGCCUGACCUCCGUAGCGAUCUCGGGCGCAAACCAGGUUGCUGUCGGAACGACGCAAGGGCGAGUGUUGAUCUACGACAUCCGCUACAAGGGAUUGCUUUGCAGCUUCACUCCCAACGAUGGCGAACCUGUCCAUCAGCUUGCCUUUUGCCCCAAGCCCAGCUCCAACAAGGACCUGCCCGCAUAUCUCCAGCCCAUCCGAAGCAACAGCAGCCACGAGCUGUCGGAGCACCAGACCGCACAACCCUCGACGCUCCCACAAGCCGGCUUGAGUCCAGGCGUUGGCGGCGAAGUCGUCCGUAAUGAGCCGUACACCCCCGUUACGAAGCAAAAGAACUUUAUGGAAAUGUUCAGUCCCGUCAACCCUAAAAUCGACAAGUUCGAGCCUGGGAAGCAAACGGACCAAGUAGAUGUUAGUCCCACACCAAAGCCCGCAGGAGUCGCUCUGUACGAUGGCGACACCGAUAGAGAGCAAGCCCCGCCUGCAGUCGCGGAUCCCCUCAAUGCCAUGUUUUCGCCCGCCAACCCGCGCCGAGCCUCCAAAGCUGCCGAGCCGCGAAAGUCUCUCGUCCAUUCUCAUUCGGCACAAACUUUGGGCGAGCGUGGCCAGGGCUCGAGCUCGAACUCGGUGAGUGCACCUUCCCAGAGGCGACUCAGCACCGGCAAUCGCCUCGAGGACGGACGGGACAACGGAUUUGCACACGCGGACUCCGAUAUGCACCAACGGCUGCCCACGGACGAGGCCCAAGUCCCCCACGAUCCUCGAGAGACAGACAUGCAGUCGCUUGGCUCGAGGUUGUCGGCUUCUCGAGCGGUGAACGCCUCAUCUCUCGGCGCCCUCAACGAAAGGGGCCCGCGAAAGGAUGCAAAUGCAGGGCUUCCUGUGUCGCUCCCCGCAGUGGCGUCGUCGCCUGCAGUCUCCACAGUCGAUCCGAUCUCAGAGUCUGGCACUCGAUCGGCCGAACCUAGGACUCUGUCAAAUCCUCUGCAAUAUACAGAGGCCAGGCCACGGGGCUCAGAUGCCUCGCCAGCGGCAACUCUACGCGAUCCAGUGCAACAUCUCAAGUCUGACAUCAUGCAGAGGCUGGAAGAACGGGUCGCUGUCAACGACGGUCGGCAAGGGGACGAAAGGACUGCAUCCCGCCAGCAAAUCUCGGGCCCGCAGACAACCAAGGAAGGCACGGUGCUGUCCUUCAGCUCGCAGAUCCUCGAGAACGUGAUCGAGGACUGUCUCCAAAGCUUCCGGGUCCAGAUCAAGCAGGACCUCCAGAACAUGCAUCUUGAUAUGCUGGAUCAAUUUCGAAGCCAGCAGCGGGAGCUGGAGAAGAUGAUGAUGAAGUACUCGGGUGUGCAGGCGUUGAUUGCCGAGAAUGAGCGGCUGCGACGGGAGAACGAGCGCCUUAAAUGUGAUUACUUGUAGCUUCUGCCUGGAUUGUGUAAUCAACCCGCUCCAGCCUGCGCUCGCUCUCAUGCCAAGAACACCUGCGUACACAGUUGUGGUCCGUGUUCAUAUGGCAUCUCACGACGAAUGCCCGAUGCAAAUGCCCGAUGCAAAUGCCCGAUGCAA